Helobdella robusta is the source of this 780-nucleotide messenger RNA. RefSeq lists its product as hypothetical. NCBI's taxonomy places the organism in Eukaryota, Metazoa, Annelida, Clitellata, Rhynchobdellida, Glossiphoniidae. The transcript has 4 exons. The record is from RefSeq and is a predicted model, not a curated record. Bases 1 to 780 code for a protein of 259 amino acids.
AUGUAUUGUCUCAAUUUGAGCUAUGAUCCAAGUGAAUGGAGAUUAUUCAUAGAUUCAUCAAAGCUAAGCUUGAAAGCUGUAUUACUGCACAAUGGAAAUCAUUUUCCAUCAGUUCCUUUUGGCCAUGCAGCUCACAUGAAAGAAACUUUCCUAAAUAUGAAAACUCUUCUUAACCCAAUCAAUUACAACGAACACAAAUGGAAAAUUUGUGGUGACCUAAAAGUAUUCCUAAAAAUACAUGAACUUGUGAAAGAUCCUGCAUUUGAUGAAGUUUUGAAGGGGCAAGAAAAAGAAACUUGGGAAUCUCUCAAGGGAGUGAUUUGUGGAUUUUUAGGCAACAGAAGAGAUGAUAACUACAUCCAAUUGGUAACAGUACUUCUGCAAAAACGCCAUCAACUAAAAUGUAACAUGUCCAUGAAGAUUCACUUCCUCCACUCACAUUUAGACUUCUUUCCCCUUUGUGGAGCUCUUAAUUAUCUAAAUCAGGACAUAGAAAAUCCAUCAACAACUAAGACCAUUGGACAUCUUAUUGAUUCCCUUUAUGAAAAAAAUCUUAUUGAUAAAGAAACUUUUGAAGUUCUCAUGCCAUUUAAAGAUGUCAAAUAUUCAGUUAUUGAGCAUGAGGAUGAGUCUUCUGAAGAAUAUGAAAAAGUGUAUGAACUCUCAAAUUUGUUGUACUCAAAGUCUGAAGAGGCUUACGGAUAUCUUAAAUCAAUAAUUCCCCUUCCAAAUAUUGCAAUAUCUCCUACUAAAGAUAAAUGGUUUAUUAAUAUUCAUUAA